Rhagoletis zephyria (snowberry fruit fly) is the source of this 699-nucleotide messenger RNA. RefSeq lists its product as uncharacterized. Lineage: Eukaryota; Metazoa; Arthropoda; Insecta; Diptera; Tephritidae. Gene Ontology annotation, molecular function: nucleic acid binding. Gene Ontology annotation, biological process: DNA integration. The record is from RefSeq and is a predicted model, not a curated record.
AUGGGCGACCUUCCGGCAGCACGUUGCACUGUAACAUUCCCGUUCAUGCACACCGGCGUCGAUUACGCUGGACCACUCAAUAUACGAGCAACCAAGGGGCGGGGACACAAUAGUUAUAAAGGUUACGUGGCAUUGUUCGUUUGUUUGGCCAGUAAAGGCAUUCAUCUUGAGUUGGUAAGCGACAUGACAACUCAAUCAUUUAUUCAUGCAUUAGAACGUUUUGUAGCUGCACGUGGCAUCUGCUCAGACAUGUAUAGCGACAGAGGUACUACCUUUGUUGGUGCUGACGCGCUCACGAAAGAAGAACUUAAAGAAUUUCGGAAGCAGUUGGACGCCGCGGCUAGCUAUGCCUCACGGACUGGUAUAAACUGGCACUUCAUACCCCCAGGAGCUCCAAACUUUGGCGGGCUUUGGGAAGCCGGCGUUAAAAGCAUGAAAGCCUUGUUAAAACGCACAAUCAACACUACAACACUCACCUUUGAAGAAUUUUACACAGUGCUCAAGCGAGUCGAAUCGUGUCUAAACUCUAGACCACUUACGGCACUCACAGAUGAUCCUACGGAUUUCGCUGCGUUGACACCAGGGCACAUGCUAAUUGGACGCGCUCUUACCAGCGUGCCAGAACCUAAUCUUCUCGAUACAAAGAGUGGUGUUUUGUACCGCUGGAAACAACUUAGCCAGAUAUAUCAAGACUUCUAG